Molecule: messenger RNA, 1129 nt
Organism: Diuraphis noxia (Russian wheat aphid)
Lineage: Eukaryota; Metazoa; Arthropoda; Insecta; Hemiptera; Aphididae
Product: 3-oxoacyl-[acyl-carrier-protein] reductase FabG-like
Source: RefSeq, a predicted model, not a curated record
AUAUUAUUAUGUCUUGAACAUUAGUUCCUUCAUAAGUAUCCUUAAUUCAUUUACCAACUAUUAUAAAAUUGAAACUUGAAUUUAAAUAAUUGAUGCUUAUUAGUAAAAAGUAUUAAGUAAUUAACCAAAACGUUUGUAAAUUUAUAGUUUGUGUAGUAAUAAUUGUCAUAUUAAAAUGAGUUUUCAUACUAAAAUAGUAUUGAUUACCGGUGCUAGUUCAGGAAUUGGUGCGGCAACUGCAAUACACUUUGCCAAGUUGGGAGCAAAACUAGCACUUACUGGACGCAAUCUUGUCAAUCUACAAAAUGUAGCCGAUCAAUGUGAAAAGAGUUGUUCACUAAAACCGUUUGUGAUUACUGGUGAUCUGACCAACGAAGAUGAUACUAAACAAAUUUUGGAUUCCACUAUUUCACAUUAUAAUCAACUAGAUGUCUUAGUAAAUAAUGCAGGUAUUUUAGAAAGCGGAUCUAUUGAGUCUUCAUCCCUUGAACAGUAUGAUCGGGUAAUGAACGCUAAUGUGCGAUCCAUCUAUCAUCUAACCAUGUUGGCUGUUCCGCAUUUAGUGAAGACUAAAGGUAACAUAGUAAAUAUAUCCAGUGUAAAUGGAACCAGAUCUUUUCCUAAUGUAUUAGCAUACUGCAUGUCAAAAGCAGCAGUGGAUCAAUUUACAAGAUGUGUGGCAUUGGAAUUAGCACCAAAAGGAGUUCGUGUGAACAGUGUUAAUCCGGGUGUUGUAGUAACAAAACUUUUAACAAGACAAGGAAUGAGUGAAGAGGAUUAUUCAGCAUUUUUGGAAAAAACCAAAUUCACGCAUGCUUUAGGAAGACCAGGCACCGUCGAAGAAGUUGCCAAAGCAAUUGCAUUUUUAGCUAGUGAUGAUGCUAGUUUUACAACUGGCGAAUCAAUUUUAGUUGAUGGAGGAAGACACGCUAUGUGCCCAAGAUAAAAUAUUUAUUUUAUAAAUUGCCAAUUCAGCGAAGAAAGAUCGAUGACACAACACCUCAGAUUGCGUUUCUGAAUGCCUGAGUAACAAACCUCUAAAUAUCUUCAACACAUUAAAUUUUAUCAAGGAUACUAAUUUAUAUAAAACUAUUUAACAAAAAAAAGCAAAAAAGUACAUUUUAUAUUG